This is a messenger RNA of Drosophila yakuba, 4422 nucleotides long. RefSeq lists its product as uncharacterized. Gene Ontology annotation, molecular function: nucleic acid binding. Gene Ontology annotation, biological process: DNA integration. The record is from RefSeq and is a predicted model, not a curated record. Lineage: Eukaryota; Metazoa; Arthropoda; Insecta; Diptera; Drosophilidae. Bases 1 to 4422 code for a protein of 1473 amino acids. The transcript is spliced from 6 exons.
AUGAUUAUAUUCAAGAUUAUAUUCCUCUACGUCAAACACAUGGAUGAUCUUAAACGUGCCAUUCUGUAUUGCGGCAGUGCCUUUUUUGAUGGGUAUCAACUGCGAGAAGCCAUAGAGCAGAUGGAGCCAGCUGAGGCGCAGCGCAAUACUCGCUUCGAAAUAGAGGAACUGUUUAUCCACGCCAAGGUUUGCGUUCAGGAGCAACUUGAACCAGACGCUAACAGCACCGGCAUUCAUGAAUCUACGCAGCGCUAUGACAACCCGACUCUCGUAUUUUUGGAUAACAUAUCGUCACUCUUCGCAUUGCCAACUGUCGCCAAGUCAAAUGGUCAGCAGUUGCGCAGCCUAAUCGAUAAUGCAUCCGCAUUAUACAACUCGUUGCGUUCGUUGAGCUCCGAGCCACAGAUUUGCGAGGCCAUGCUCAUCUCCAUAGUUAUGGGCAAAGUGGACCAGGAGACUAAGAGGAAGUGGAAUGAGUCGCUGGACUACACUACGUUGCCUUCGUGGGACAAAUGGGUUGGAGUCGUUGAACGUCAUUGUCAAUAUUUGGAAUCGGAUAAGAAGCCUCCUGCUGAAGCCCCUAUGAGUCAACCAGGAGGCCAUAGCCAACUGCCCGUCGACGCGGAGGUGCCACUCAUGUGCACUACCGCAUCACUCGCUGCUUCAUCGGCCAUCGCCAGGAUCGGCCGCAGCUCCCUUGCCACUCCCUCAAGCGGAGCCUGUACAAGUUUCGGAUGCGCAGUCGCGCAUACUCACACGGAGUCUCGUUCCGACAGUGUCAUUCUGGCCACGGCACUGAUUCUGGUCAAGGAUGCAUCUGGAAGCUACAAAAUAGGAAGAGCGCUUUUGGAUUCAUGUUCUCAGGUGAAUUUCAUAUCCGAGGAGUUUGCCAAAAGACUUCGACUGCCACGGAGCAAGCUCAACCUCGAGAUUCGUAGCAUUGAAUCGGAAAUUGACAUUUCUGCGUGGAACUUUCCGCAGCACUCAUCUCUUGCUGACGAGAGCUUCAACAAGUCUCGUCGGAUCGAUCUGCUUUUGGGGACGGAAACCUUCUUCGAUAUAUUGGCAGUCGGCCAAAUUAAAUUAGGAAAGGAUCUGCCCGUACUACAAAAAACACUACUUGGAUGGAUAGUGUCUGGUCGAUGUCGAGCUCAUCCUAGAACACUCCAUCAGUACUCAUCUAUCGCAUUAACAGAAAUUGACCAAAAAAUGGAACGGCUAUGGCGCAUCGAUCAUGUGGAGCCUCCUGAGAUCACACUUACGCCAGAGCAGCGAAACUGUGAGGAGUUCUACACCAAAACGGUACGACGUAAUUCAGAUGGUCGAUUGGAAGUACGAUUUCCAUUUAAAGAUGAACAUACCGUUCUCGGAGCCUCAUUCGACAUUGCCAAAAGGAGAUUCCUCUCCCUCGAACGCAGCCUAUGCAAAAGGCCUGAGGUAGGGGCCAAAUAUGUUGAAUUUAUGCAGGAGUUUCAAAAUCUGGGACACAUGAGUCCCCACAUCAACAAAGCUCAGAGUGGUUUUCGACGCAUCUUGCAAGACGACGUCCCAGAAAUCGCUCAACGACAUUCUGAUGGUCGGGCCGACUAUUCAGCCAGAAAUUUAUACACUACUCCUGCGUUUUCCUAUGCCAUCACUGCUGAUGUGGUCAAGAUGUUCCGCCAAGUCAACAUGUUUGCCGAGGAUCGCAGAUUCCAAUACAUUCUUUGGAGAGCGUCGCCAUCGCAACCAUUGAGCUCCUUCGAAUUGAAUACUGUAACUUAUGGCACAGCGGCUGCACCGUAUCUAGCCAUACGCAGUUUGUCAUAUCUAGCCGACAAAUUCAUGGACAAAUUGGAGAUUGGAGCUAAAGCCAUCAAAUCGUCUUUCUAUGUGGAUGACUUCCUAGGUGGAGCGGAUACGGUAGAGGAGCUACAUCAAAUCAAAAGGGAAGUUACAGCGAUUCUACAGGAUGGCCAAUUAGAACUCGCAAAAUGGCAUUCAAAUCACUGCAAGUUUGUCGAUGACGCUACAGUCAAGCAUUUGCAGUUGGACGACGAAAUGCUAACCAGCACACUUGGCCUAAAAUGGGACCAAGUACGGGACACAUUCCUGUUCUCGUUCUCGCCAAGAUUCGAUUCGGACCACGUCACCAAACGCUCCAUUUUGUCCAUAGCCUCUUCGCUGUUUGAUCCGUUGGGAUUAGUUACUCCCAUCAUCAUAGUGGCAAAAAUUAUCCUCCAGGAGCUGUGGCUCCUAAAACUACAUUGGGACGAGUCAGUACCCCAAGGCAUUCAUACAGCUUGGAUGUCCCCGCUUGCAUCGCUUUCGUCGUUGGAGUCUGUAGCAAUACCAAGAUAUUGCCUCCAAUCAGCGAUACAUACUUUUCAAAUACACGGCUUUUGUGACGCCUCCAUUCGAGCGUAUGGAUGCUGCAUCUACGCUCGCACAAUCGGAUCAGAUGGGCUGACCAAGGUACAGCUAAUCACAUCGAAGUCCAGAGUUGCUCCCACCAAGAAGCUAUCUCUGCCGAAAUUAGAACUGUGUGGAGCACAUUUGUUAGCACAGCUCUACAAAAAAAUCGUUAGAAUCUUCGCUGACAGAAAGACGACUUCGUUCUUAUGGUGCGAUUCUCAAAUUGUUCUACAUUGGAAUCGCCAACACUCGGCCACCUUAUCAACCUUUGUCGGCAAUCGAAUUGCCGAAAUUCAAGAACUCACGUCAGAUUGCCACUGGAGACAUGUACCUACUCACUGCAACCCGGCUGAUAUCUUGUCCAGGGGCUGCACUAUCACCGAGUUGGAACAAUCGAUAUGGUUCGAGGGACCUGAGUUCCUAGGCCAAGAUCAUCAACAUUGGCCAAAGGACAGUCGAGACAACAGUGACAUUAAUAUGGAAACUGUCCAACUGGAGAAGAGAAAAUCAGCCUUUGCCGUACACACGACUAGUAAUCAACUGCUUGAAGGAAUCUACAAGAUCAGUUCGCAUCAUCGCUGCCUUCUAGUUAUCGCUUGGAUGUACAGAUUUACUCAGCGCUGCCGUAAACUAACGCCAUUCCAAUCACCUUCGCCGACGCCAGCAGAACUGAUGCGGGCGCUACAUUGCAUCGUCUGGAAUAUUCAAACUAUUCACUUCGCUCAAGAGAUGUCCUCGGUCCUGAAGGGCCAUCCGAUUCGCACAAACCUUAAAAAUUUUAGUCUCAUCCUCCAGGUUACAGAUGGCUUCCAAAUGCUAAAGGUCGGAGGGCGCCUGGAGCUAGCAGACUACCCAGAAACCCAAAAGCAUCCUGUGCUGCUCCCAGCUAAGGAUCCAUUUGUGUCACAGUUCGCUCGCCAUCUUCAUCUACAGAACUAUCACGCCGGGCCACGGACGCCCGUCGCUUUAAUUAGAAAACAGUUCUGGAUAGUGAAUGCAAGGGACUUGGCGCGACAAGUCGUUCGCUCAUGUAUACAUUGUCGCCGCUAUCGACCAACUCUCGAAAGGCAGCUAAUGGGCCAACUGCCUAAAGAGCGGAUCACACCCUCUAAACCAUUUUCAAGAUGCGGAAUAGACUUUUGCGGACCAAUCAACGUCUAUUUGCGCAUCCGGGGUAAGCCGCCUACCAAGGCCUACCUAGCCGUCUUCGUUUGCUUUGCCACGAAGGCGAUACAUGUCGAAGUGGUAUCGGAUCUCACGACGGAUAGCUUCAUUGCAUCACUAAAGCGUUUUAUUGCCCGACGCGGACAUCCCUCGGACAUAUUCUGUGACAACGGUACAAAUUUCGCAGGAGCUAAGAACAAGCUCGAAUCGUUGAAGCAGUUUCUGUUUAAAGACGAAACAACAAAAACAAUCCACUAUUCCUGUCGCUCAGAGUUCAUUAACUUCCACUUUAUUCCACCCAGGGCUCCACACUUCGGGGGCAUAUGGGAAGCUGCAGUAAAAAGUGUCAAGGGACUACUCAAUCGCACUCUUCGAGACACCAGGUUAACCUUCGAGGAGUUAGCCACUGCAGCUGCUGACGUCGAGGCGAUCCUGAACUCUCGCCCGUUAACGCCGCUCUCAUCAGACCCAAACGACCUGGCCGCUCUCACGCCUGGCCACUUCUUAGUGGAUGACGCACUCCGAGCACUACCGGAACUUCCACCAAUCGACGACAACCUGGACAAGUUGGAUCGAUGGAAAAGGGUCAGCGCACUCAAACAUCACAUCUGGAGUCGCUGGAGCCACGAGUACAUCAACGAGCUCCAAGUUCGCACAACCUGGACGAAGACUUCACCAAAUUUGGCUGUCAACGACAUGGUCAUCGUUCACGAGGAUAAUCUCCCCCCACAACGGUGGCUUCUUGGGCGCAUAGUCAGCACGAUUGCAGGAGCGGACAACAUCGUGCGUGUAGCCGACGUACGCACUGCCAAGGGAAUCAUCGGCCGCCCUAUACGGAAACUCACCUUAUUACCUGUCUCUUGA